AUGACAUCCGUGCAAGCCUACUACGAACAGGCCGACGACGUCCCCAACUGGCUCGAUGCCAUUUCUGGGGACAACGGAAGCAUCGACCCAAGGACACUCGAAGUCCAUCAAGUGGUCACUACCCACCACAACACCCACCACCCGGACCACCCAUCUCGGUCCGAACAACACCAAUCUCCCCCGUCAUCGCGCCGCUCCUCCACCGACCUACAGUCUGUAGGUCCACUAAAGCUAGAGCACCAGCCACCAGUCGCGAGACUCCUCGGCAAGUCAUCUCUUCGUCGGCUGUACGACCGAAUCAGCCAACACGACCCAAGGCGGACAUUCACCGAGUUCCGCAUCGAAGAAGACUUAAUCUCGCUAGCCACCACAGCGACUGACUCGGAGUACGAAAACUGUUUCCUCCCAUUCUGUGGAGCCUUAGCACCACAGUCUGGAGAAUCCUCUGUAACCACAUCUACUUCCCCAUCACCGUCGCCCUCUCCGCCUACCAGCCACGAGCCCCAGUGGUUGCCACUUGUGGUUGCACAAGUUGUAUCGAGCAAGGCUCGCAAAGCAUGUCGGGUCUUGAAGAAGAAGUUCUCUUGGUGA
Molecule: messenger RNA, 591 nt
Organism: Penicillium expansum
Lineage: Eukaryota; Fungi; Ascomycota; Eurotiomycetes; Eurotiales; Aspergillaceae
Exons: 2
Coding region: 1-591 (196 amino acids)
Source: RefSeq, a predicted model, not a curated record